Molecule: messenger RNA, 219 nt
Organism: Sclerotinia sclerotiorum 1980 UF-70
Lineage: Eukaryota; Fungi; Ascomycota; Leotiomycetes; Helotiales; Sclerotiniaceae
Exons: 2
Coding region: 1-219 (72 amino acids)
Source: RefSeq, a predicted model, not a curated record
AUGACAAUCACCUCCUCAUAUUUCCCGAGCCGCUGGGUUAUAUACCAAUUGGCACGUUUUCCCCACGAUAUUGUAUCAGUGGAUAUCUGUGGUGGGGCUUGGCACAAUAAAUCUAUGUGGUGCAAUGAGGAACAUUACAAUCUAAAGGCUAUCCUCGAUGUCCCUGAUGGGACUGGCCGAAUACAUUUGGCUGGAGUGGCAUUGGCAGAUGGCUCAUAG